Molecule: messenger RNA, 3438 nt
Organism: Musca domestica (house fly)
Lineage: Eukaryota; Metazoa; Arthropoda; Insecta; Diptera; Muscidae
Gene: IntS4
Product: integrator complex subunit 4
Exons: 3
Coding region: 461-3301 (946 amino acids)
Biological process (GO): snRNA processing
Cellular component (GO): integrator complex
Source: RefSeq, a predicted model, not a curated record
UUCCUUUUGUGUUGUCCGCCUUUCUGUUUUGAUUCCCAUCUUUAUUUCGAUUUUCUCUCUGUGCUGUCUUUCUUUUCAGUGCUGCCAAGUAUCCUUUGUUCGUUACUGCACUCUCCCGGUGGCGUCGGUGGCGACGGUUUGGAGAUUGUGCGUGAUUUAAAAAAACUUUGAAAAAACAAAUCCGACAGCCAACAUAUCAAGGAAAACAAUAAACAAUUGAAACAGGCAAGGGUGGCUUAAAAUAAAUGACAACAUAAACCAUUUGCAAAACCAAGCGUGAAACACCCAUAAACAUUGCAAAAUUAAUCGGUCAGGUCUUCACCAAACCCCAGGAAAAGAAUACUAACCCAAUUAAUGUCCGCCGCUGUAGCAGAUGCUACAUUUUGUGUUUCUAGAUUUAAGGAGGCAAAGUAAAUCGCAGUAACCAUCUAAAUAAAAUUUGGUUUAACGAACACCCAAAAUGGCUACCAAAAGACCUCUCUCGGUUACGGAAACUGUAGAAAUUGGCUCUCAGCCGCCACACAAAAAGAUACGCAUACAAACAACAAAAAAUGCCACAAGUGGAAAGCUGCAACAGGCAUUAAAUAUACUGGAGACGAUAUCACCGCAGAACAGUAAAGAGUUAUUGGAUGUUCUUGUCAAGAUUGCAGACGAAUUGGUUUUGACCGAUUGCCAGUUGCCCGAGAUACACGAAGCCGUGCAUAAACUUAUCGAACUGUUUCGCCAGGAACGUGAUGGUGACACAACGAUACGGGUUAUGAUCUUGGGCCUAUUGGCCGAUUUAUCGGAGGUACGCAUUUCGGAAGUGGUAAAUACAUUGAUAGACGAAAUCAUUGGUGUGCUGAAAUAUGAAAAGUCCCAGAAGGUUAUUGCUCAGGGCUUGAGCAGUUUGCAUAAGAUUGGUUUGAACAAUUUGAAAAUCCUACCCACAAUGCAUUUGACCAAGAUCGCACAUUUUGCCCAACAACAGCUGUCAUCGGAGUCACAUCACACGCAAAAGAAUGCUCUGAUGGUGUUGGCUUCAUUUGUGGCAUUGAGUGAUGCUAAAAAGGGGGUCAUUGAUACCAUUGGUCACUAUGCGGAUUCCCAGGAUUCGGGUGUAAGGGCCCAAAGUCUGAGAUCAAUUUUAUGUUUGGGGGAACGGGGAGCGGUGCUGUCACCAUCACUUUAUCAAAGGGCCGUUGAUGCCAUGCAAGAUGAUUAUGAGUGUGUCCGGCAACAAGCCUUGCAGUUAGUGUUACAAUUGGGCAUAACCCAUCCCGAGCACAUGAUAGUGUGUGGUACAGCGGAAGACGAUGAAGAAAUGCGUCUCAUUGAUGCUGCCUUUAGUAAAGUGUGUGGAGCACUGUGUGAUUUGUCCAUACAAAUACGGGUACAGGCUGCCCAGCAUUUGGGUGAAAUGACCAUGGUUGGUUCGGAGUUUUUACAUCAAACUUUGGACAAAAAGUUAAUGAGUAACUUGAGGCGCAAGAAAACCGCCCAUGAAAGGGGAGCCCAAUUGGUGGCAUCGGGGGAAUGGUCGUCGGGUAAGCGGUGGGCUGAUGAUGCCCCUCAGGAACAUUUGGAUGCAAAAACCAUAUCUUUGAUAGCUAGUGGAGCAUGUGGUGCCUUGGUCCAUGGUCUGGAGGAUGAAUUUAUGGAGGUGCGUAUUGCCACAGUGGAUUCCAUGUGUAAGCUGGCCUUGAAACAUCCUGACUUUGCUGUAACAUGUUUGGAUUUUUUGGUUGACAUGUUCAAUGAUGAAAUCGAAGAGGUACGCCUCAAGGCCAUUUAUAGUUUGACAGCCAUAGCCCGUCAUAUUGUGUUGCGGGAAGAUCAACUGGAAAUCAUGUUGUCCUCCUUGGAAGAUUUCUCCGUAGAGGUGAGAGAAGGUUUACAUCUCAUGUUGGGUGCCUGUCGUGUCUCCACACAGGCUUGUCUGCUGAUGGUGGUGCAGAAGCUGUUGGAUGUUUUGGCUAAAUAUCCCCAGGACAAAUUGUCGGCCUUUGGAUGUAUGCGUAAAGUGGGUCAGAAACAUCCACAUUUGUGUAUGGCUGUAACCUCACAUCUGCUACAGGAUCAUCCAUUUUUCGAUAGCGCAGAGCGGGAUGUUGAAGACCCUUCGUAUUUGUGUAUUUUGAUAUUGCUGUUUAAUGCUGCUGCCAGUUUGGUGCCCAUAAUUAGUCUGUUUCCCGAUGUAACCUUAAAACAUUAUGCCUAUCUAAGGGAUGCAAUGCCGAGUCUGGUACCACCUCUACCCAUUGAAGGAGCUUCAACCAAGAAACCAAUUGAUGAUUUGGGUAGCACCAACAACUCCAGGGAAUAUUUGGAAACUGUGCUGGCCCAUAUCAAUGAUAUUUUUACCAUACCCACCCAGGAGCGUAGGGUGCCGCUGCUGAAAACAGCUCAGGAUAAUUUAAAGCGCCUGGGUGAAAUUGAUCCAGAAAUGUUAGGAACCGCCAACUUUUUGGAAACAUUUUUGGCCGCCCAAAUCCAAAUUGAACAGCUGCAGUCGUGUACCACCUCACAACACAGUCGGGCGCCACUGAAGGAGUCUCUGGCCCAAUUGGUGCGCAAUUGCCUCAAGUUACAACAUAUCUUCUCCGGCCUCACUUAUGGUGAUAUGUUAUUGGUCAAACAGAUAUGUUUGAGAGCCUCAGCCCUCCAUCUGGUUCUUGUGGUUCGAGAUCGUUCCCAAAGUGCCUUGGGCCCGUGUCAAAUGUUGCUACAAACCGCCUCCGACAUUAGCAACUUCCUAGAUGAAAAACAAGAAUUUCAACCGGAUGCCCUGACAACAGAUUUACUAAAUCAGUUGGCCAGUAUUGUUGAUCCCAAACCGGGUAAAGUAUUUCGGGAAAUCUUACCCUUGGUUCAGAAGCCAUCCAUUGUGCAAAUGCCACCGCCAAAUGUCAGUAUAAAAAUGUGUGAAGCGAAUAUUUUGGAACCAUGUCCACAAAUGUCACAGGAUAAUGUUAUCAAGGUGACAGCAGGGCUCAUAGCCGCCCUACCAUUUGUGGCGGAAAUCGAUAACCUUCAGGAGUCGCAAAAGAAUGAUAUGCGUAUCAAAAUUAAAUAUCCCGAUCAACAUCUUCAUACUGUGGUCCCCAAACUGUCGGACUUUAAGAAGAUCAUGACCGAACAGGGUGCACAUGAGACAAAUGUAAAGUUGAGGACAACAAUUUUGCUAUCACAUUCUGUCUGGACCGAGGCAUCGUCCGUUGAGAUAAUGUUGUGUUUGUCUGUCCGGCCUGGUACAGAUCUAGAGUUAUGUAAACCGGCAAAGAUUUUAUUCGCACCGAAACCUGUAAGACGCGGUAUUUAAAUAGUUUAAGUUUUGAAAGUAUAAUGACGUACAUAUGAUUUGGGUGGGUGUGAAAAUUGAUUUGUAAACGAAAUCAAAAGAAAGCAACAAAUAAAAAACGUAGUAAUAAAAUAAGAAUUGAGUAAUUUUUCACAAAA